GGCGCCGGCGCUGCGCCGCCCCGGGGAGGGAGGCAGUGUGCGGCGGGGUGGGCUGGUGGACGUGGGCUGGAGGAUGGCCUCCCUGCCUCUGCGCCGUGAGGACGUGCAGAGAUGUCGCGGCGCUUCUCCCUUAAAAAUAUCACCCGUAAGACUUUUAAUCUGCUAAGAGGUGUUAGGGGUACAAAGAGGAAGAAGGUGACACAUCCCUGCCCUCAGCUGGAUUCAGUGAAGGGAUGAAGACAUGUUCAGAGUCUGACAGCAGGAGGGACAUGCUGUAAAAGAGAAAAUCCAUUCCUCGCUGCCAAAGAAUUAACAGAAUGCUUUCCAAUGAAUCCCUACCUUCACCUGCAUUCAGCCGCUCCAGCUCACAAGCCUCCGUAGACAGCGCCUCCAUGGAGGAUUUCUGGCGGGAGACAGAAAGUGUUAAAGAGAACAGCAUGAGAGGACAGGAAGGGCAGACGCCAGCUGAGGUCAAGCCUGUGGAUGAAGGAGAACUUGAAGCAGAGUGGUUGCAAGAUGUGGGUUUAUCAACCUUGAUCUCAGGUGAUGAAGAGGAGGAUGGGAAAGCCUUGCUCUCUACAUUGACUCGAACCCAAGCGGCUGCGGUGAAAAAGAGAUAUAACACUUACACUCAAACCAUGAGAAAAAAGAACAAGCAGUCUGUCAGGGAUGUCAGAGACGUCUUUGGAGUCAGCGAAUCUCCUCCAGAUGAUUUUUCUUGUAUCCCAACUCCUCUUUUGGAUGCGACCCUGGAUGAAGAAGGGAUAUCAGCAAUUCCCUGCAGAAAUGGUCAACUGCCAGGUGAUACCUGUGACAACUAUUCUUCUCACUUGGAUGGCACUCAGGAGGAAAAAGAGCUGCCAAGAAUUACCAAAACAGGUGGUUCCUUGCCGGAUGAUGCUUCUCUCAACAGUACUACUCUGUCACUUGGGUCCCAGGAUGAAGAAGGGAGCUUCGCAGUUCCCAGAUGUGGCUCCAUGUCUAUCCUUGAGACUAUUCCCGAUAUACCAGCUCAUUCCAAUGGAUCGGUGGAGCCUGGACGAUCAGUUCAGAAUGCAAUGAAUGAUGAUGAUUAUCUGGAAAAGAACAUUCCACCAGAAGGUGAAGAGCUAUCCUUUGAAGUAUCUUAUUCAGAAAUGGUUACAGAGGUGCCAAAAAGAAAUAAAUUUAAGAAGUCAGAUUUUAAGAAAGAAGACUAUGUUUUAACUAAAUUUAUUGUUCAGAAAACCAGAUUUGGCCUAACUGAAGCAGGAGAUCUGUCUACUGAAGACAUGAAGAAAAUCCGCCAUCUCUCUCUGAUUGAAUUGACGGCCUUUUUUGAUGCCUUUGGAAUUCAACUGAAAAGAAACAAAACAGAGAAAGUAAAAGGUCGAGACAAUGGGAUUUUUGGAGUUCCACUUACAGUCCUACUGGACAAUGACCGAAAGAAAGAGCCUGGAGUGAAAGUUCCCCUUGUGUUACAAAAAUUUUUUGAGAAAGUUGAGGAAUCGGGUCUGGAAUCUGAAGGAAUUUUUCGACUUUCAGGAUGUACUGCCAAAGUCAAGCAAUACCGUGAAGAACUGGAUGCCAAGUUUAAUGCUGAUAAAUUUAAAUGGGACAAAAUGUGCCAUAGAGAAGCUGCAGUAAUGUUGAAAGCAUUUUUCAGAGAACUACCCACCUCUCUCUUCCCUGUGGAAUAUAUACCUGCCUUCAUCACUCUAAUGGAAAGUGGGCCUCACGUCAAAGUGCAGUUUCAAGCCUUACACCUCAUGGUCAUGGCGCUGCCCGACGCCAACAGAGACACAGCCCAGGCCCUCAUGACGUUCUUCAAUAAAGUGAUUGCCAACGAAUCAAAAAACCGGAUGAGUAUGUGGAACAUUUCUACUGUAAUGGCGCCGAACCUUUUCUUCAGUAGAAGCAAACAUUCUGAUUAUGAAGAAUUACUGUUAGCAAACACCGCAGCCCACAUCAUCCGCCUAAUGCUUAAGUACCAGAAAAUUUUGUGGAAGGUUCCAUCUUUCUUGAUCACUCAAGUCAGAAGAAUGAAUGAAGCCACCAUGCUGUUAAAGAAGCAGCUCCCAAGUGUCAGAAAGCUGCUAAGGAGGAAGACUAUAGAACGAGAGGUUACAAGCCCCAAGACUUCAAAGGUACUACAAAAAUCACCCUCUUCGAGAAGAAUGUCUGAUGUGCCGGAAGGAGUCAUAAGGGUCCAUGCUCCACUUCUCUCGAAGGUGUCGAUGGCCAUUCAACUCAAUAGUCAAACCAAAGCCAAAGACAUACUCGCAAAAUUUCAAUAUGAGAACAGUCACAGUUCAUCAGAGUGCAUUAAGAUUCAGAACCAAAGGUUAUAUGAAAUUGGAGGAAAUAUAGGACAGCAUUGCUUGGAUCCAGAUGCUUAUAUAUUGGAUGUAUAUCAUGUAAAUCCUCAAGCAGAAUGGGUGAUUAAACCCCAACCAAUUUUUUGAAAUACCCCCCAAGAUGGCAGCUAUCAUGUAUUAUAUGCCAAGAUCCUACAUUUGGUAGGGAAAAAAAACAAGACUGCUUUUGACAUGUUUGUUCCUAUAACUCUCUUGGUGUUUCUUGGCCCAAGUGAUGUCUCCCAGCAUUGUCAGCAUGAAGUAUGGAAGAGGAGUGGGUUGAUCAUUUGAGCUGAAGUUUCCUCAGGAUGGUUCCCUGAUAAGAGUGAAAGAAAGGGGAUGUCAACUUGAAUCAUUUCUAGUACUUUGACUUCACAGCAGAAAUGAACUUGUCCUAUACCUGGGGAUAAGAAAUACUUCUUUAUGUAGCAAAUGCUACCAAACGGAAGAGAUGGAAAAGACUCUUUUUUUAUACUUAUGUUAUAUACAUAUAUAUAUUAACCUUUUUGAGCAAGAAUGCCAGAAAUAUCAAUAAUUUCUGCCCUGCAAAAUAAUUCAACUCUACUUUCCAAAGGGAAUCAGUUUCUAAAGUUACACAUACAGUAUUUAUGCUCUGACUUGCUCCUGAAUCGCAGGAGGAGGAACUUUUGUUUAAAGAACACUGUGUUGUUAUGUAUGUCGUACUGUAUUAUGACUAUCAGCAUUCUGGUGCAAACGAACAUUUCUCAUCAUGGAUUAUUGAAAAUUGAUAUUUUUUAAACCUUAUUCUCUUAUGAUUACAGGUCCCCAUAGCAAAGGUUAGUUUGACAAAGGGCGUUCUUAGGCUUUCGUAACCUUCUGUGUAGUUAAUAGUCACAGAGCCUCUAUUUUCUCAUCGUGAUUAUGGUGCUCAAGAAAUAGGUUUCCAUGUGCCGGGCACAGAUUUCCUUUCCUGACCAAACAUAUCAUUUUUUAUAUUUCACAACUAUAGACAGUUACUUCUGCAGCCUCAACUUAAAAAUACAGAACUGUGUUUAUCCAACUGCUCUUUAUCCAAGAGUGCUGAAAAAUACUAUUAUAUCCAGAUUUUACAUGGUAUAAAAGCAGAUUUUGUUUCUGUUCAUCAAUCAUAGAUGUGGCUAACCACUGUGGAUUAGCAUCAGGCAUAUUUGGUAAGUGGGAAACUGUAUCACUAUCAAGAUCUUGAGGACCGUUUUCCAGACUUGCAAUUGGCCAGAACACACAGUUCUCCGCAAUUUUAAUUGAAAGCAAAUCUAAAAUGUGCUGAGGGGUCAGACGGCUCUGCCUUUUGUCUUGAGACUACAGAUACAGUCCUUCUAGGGUUAGCUAGAAAUGAGAACAGAGGUCUCAUUUAUCCCACAUGUGUGCUUUGGAUUAGAAUCCACAGAUUGAGAUUUUGAUGAAUUUAUAUCACAUGAGAUCUAAUGCCCAAAUGACUCUUUUGCAAUUCAGACAAUUCAAACAACAGACAGAGUUGCUCACAAGUGCAGAAAACAUAAUGAGAUAAUAAUUUAAACCCAUAUAUAGAAGAAAUAUUUUGUAUUCUGCAUUAUGCCUUGAUGUCUAUAAAAACACUACUUAAAUUCAACAUGUAGAUAAUUGUGUUUCUGGCCAUUAGGAUUUUGUUAUAUUUUUACAGAAAAUUCAGAUAUCCAUUUGUUUUAUUGUUUGAGAAUUUUCAUUUCCUUUGCCUGAAAACCCUUUAGAAGAUAAAUAUGUGCUCUAAGGUUUAUAUUUAUUCCUACAUUUCAUUAGUUUUCAAUAUAUGGCUAAUUGAUGGCACAUGAGUUUACAUAAUGAAUUUCAAGAGUCUGAAAAAAAAUGCUUUUAUCCUUUUUGCAAUUCGAACAAUAGGAGUAAACAUUUUAUGUUAUGUAGUUGCUAAGUUCCAGGACAUAAGAUGGCAAUAAUUUAUGCCUACACACAUGGAAGAAAUUCUUCAAAUUAGCUACCUUACACUUCUAUGUAUGUAUGAAAACGACGACUGAUUUUUGUCAUUGUAUUUCCUCUCAUUUAGAUAGUUAAAUUCUAUUGUGUUUCUAUAGGAAACUCACAGAUCUGUGCAUUUAAUGUUUUAUUCAGGCACUCUCAUUUCUUGUGUGUAGAACGUGUACAUGAGUUCCACAUGUUUUAAGAUUUGCUCCACUUGUCAUUAAUUUUAAACAAAUGUCUAACAGGUGACAAGUAAAAAUAAGUUUCUGAAUUUCUUAUCCACUUUGUGGUUUUAGAUGUCAAAAACUUAGCUGAAUUAAUAACUUUAAAUUAAUCACUGCAAUGUAUUCAAGGAUGUGUGACAACUUUCCAAUUACUACACAGUAUGGAAGGCCAUGUCAAUACCAGUAUAUCGGAUAUUACUUUUAUUCUUAGUCAUAGAGUCAACUAAUUGAUUAGAGAAGAAUGUUCAGUAGACACACAGACUAAUUUUUGUGUAAAGAGAUUCUUUUUACUAAUUUCAUUGGUAAAGAAAAAACAAACCCCUACAAUUAAAAUUCACAAAUACCUGUCAACUAAGUAUUGAAAAAACUAUCUUUGCCUUAGCAAGAGUUGUUUUAAAAUAGUUACAGUAAUCAGUAAAAAUGAAUAGUAUAUUUGCAAACAGAAAAAGAGUCAGAUACUGGGCUUCUAAAUUCUAUUCUUAAUAGCUUCCCGCCUCACCUCUUCCCAAAGUGUUCUUGGUGUACAGUUAGGAAAAUAAUAUCCAGGAAAGCAUUAGAGAAAGUUCACAUUUUAGGAACAUUUAUUCAGAAAAAAAACCCUGGAACUGGCUCAUUUUUUUUCUCCAUUCUGCAAAAGAGGAUCCCUUUGUUAAGCAGCUCACUUGGGAAUAUGACUUUUGGAGUCAAUGAUCUUCAAAACUGGAAUAUUAAUUUCUUUACAAUGUAUAUACAGUAUAAACUACCUCACUUGCCUUUCUUGGGAAAAAAAUUAAUGGACUUUAACAAUUUUUGUUACAAACUGUCCCUCAGUCUUAUUAUUUAAGUCACUCCAUUUAGCUUUCAAUGUACAUUUAAUAAUAUACAUUUAAUGAUGUAAAAUAUUUUUAGCAAAAGCUUUAAAGCCAAAAAUACUCUGUACCUGUGAUCUGUGGUAUACCCUGAGAGAAUUCCUGUCCUUUAGUCAUUGUCUUGUGUGUUUACCAUGUGGAGAUGCAGGUUUUCAAGUGGAGGAAUUACUGUUCAUCUCUUCUCUCAGGCAUUUUUCAACUGCUUUUCCGUAUUGUACUUGACUAGAAAGUAACAUGAGAUUAAAAUGUCCCUUCUUUCUAUCAAGCAUAUUUCAGCUGUUUUUCACAAAUGUAUUACAUGCCUGAAGAGAAUAUAUAUUAUAGGAUUGAAUAAUUCCUAGUUUCUGACAAGCAUUUUCAACUCUUUUCCAUAAAUAUGUCACUUAAUGAAAAAUAAUAUGACAUAGAUUAAAAUUUUUCAAGCAUUGCCAACAGUUUUACACACACACCCCUCUUAAUUUAAAAAGAAUAUCUUUCAGGCAUUUUCCAACUAUUUUCUAAAACUAAGUGAUUUGAUUGAAAAGUCUUGUAAUGUCAUGAAAAAUGCCAUGUUUUAUGUUAUCUCCUAUCUCAAAAGUUAGUAUUGAUUCUUUUGUCCCAUCAGCUUUCAUUGUUAAGUAUAAUAUGUAUGUUGCAUUUUAUCCAUAAAAAUAAAGAGGAAAAAAA
Diceros bicornis minor is the source of this 6006-nucleotide messenger RNA. It is a transcript of the gene ARHGAP28, whose product is annotated as Rho GTPase activating protein 28. Gene Ontology annotation, cellular component: cytoplasm. Bases 318 to 2444 code for a protein of 708 amino acids. The transcript is spliced from 20 exons. NCBI's taxonomy places the organism in Eukaryota, Metazoa, Chordata, Mammalia, Perissodactyla, Rhinocerotidae. The record is from RefSeq and is a predicted model, not a curated record. Gene Ontology annotation, biological process: negative regulation of stress fiber assembly; regulation of small GTPase mediated signal transduction; regulation of actin filament polymerization. Gene Ontology annotation, molecular function: GTPase activator activity.